This is a messenger RNA of Humulus lupulus (European hop), 2263 nucleotides long. Its product is annotated as serine/threonine-protein kinase PCRK1. NCBI's taxonomy places the organism in Eukaryota, Viridiplantae, Streptophyta, Magnoliopsida, Rosales, Cannabaceae. Gene Ontology annotation, biological process: protein phosphorylation. Gene Ontology annotation, molecular function: ATP binding; protein kinase activity. Bases 136 to 1533 code for a protein of 465 amino acids. The record is from RefSeq and is a predicted model, not a curated record. The transcript is spliced from 4 exons.
CGCCAAUAGAAGUUAGUUGAUCUGAAAGGUGUUAUCACCACCACCAGCCCCCUUCCCUUUGACUCUCUCUCUCUCUCCCUCUCCCUCUCGCUAUCUCCGUUCUCAUUUCUCAACAGCAUUGGCUUUGGCUCAUUCAUGAAGUGUUUCCAUUUCACCAACGGAGAGAAGCGCGACGACGAUGACGCUAGCGUCACUGGCGCCGGCUCCAGCGUCGUUUCCAGGGUCUCCAAGGUGUCUUGGGCUCGCUCGCUCAGUGUUGCCUCCAGCAGCCUCGACAGCACUCGCCGCUCCGAGUUCGACUCCGACUCCAGGGACCUUUCUGACUCUGUUGGGUUCUACGAGUUUCUGAGUCUGCGUAGAGCCAAUGAUCUGCGGGUGUUCACGUUCUCCGAGCUCAAAUCGGCCACCAGAGGGUUCAGUAGGGCCUUGUUGAUUGGGGAGGGAGGUUUUGGCUGCGUUUACAGAGGAGUUGUUAGGGUUCCGGGGUCGGAUAUUGAGAUUGACGAUGAUGCCGUUCCCUGUAAGAUUGAUGUUGCGAUCAAACAGUUGAAUCGUAGUGGCUUCCAGGGGCAUAAAGAAUGGAUAAAUGAAGUGAACUUUUUAGGUGUUGUGAAGCAUCCAAAUCUUGUGAAGCUAGUUGGAUAUUGUGCGGAAGAUGAUGAAAGAGGGAUUCAGAGACUUUUGGUCUACGAGCUCAUGCCUAAAAAAAGCUUAGAAGAUCAUCUGUUGGCUCGAAUGCCGUCAACUCUUCCAUGGGUUACAAGAUUAAAAAUUGCCCAGGAUGCUGCCCGUGGAUUGGCAUACCUUCAUGAAGAAAUGGAUUUUCAGCUAAUAUUCCGGGAUUUCAAAACUUCAAAUAUUUUGCUGGAUGAGGACUUUAGUGCAAAACUUUCUGACUUUGGACUAGCAAGACAGGGGCCUCCUGAAGGAAUUAGUCAUGUUUCCACAUCAGUUGUGGGCACGGUAGGCUAUGCAGCUCCAGAGUAUGUUCAGACCGGGAAGUUGACUGCUAAGAGUGACGUAUGGAGCUUUGGUGUGGUUCUUUACGAGCUCAUUACAGGAAGGCGAGCCGUUGAGAGAAACCUUCCCCGGAGUGAACAAAAGCUUUUAGAAUGGGUGAAACCUUAUGUUUCAGACUCAAAGAAAUUUCACCUUAUUAUUGACCCUCGACUUGAAGGAGACUUUUGCAUUAAAUCAGCUCAGAAACUUGCUUCAUUAGCCAACAAGUGUUUACUAAAGCAGCCAAAAUCUCGCCCUAAAAUGAGUGAGGUGGUUGAGAUUCUUGGAAACAUUAUAAAUGAAACUACAUCUCAAGAAGUUACUGCUCAAGAAGUUGCUGCUCCACAAGCAGUCAGUGAAACUGAAGAACCAGAGGAAGAAACUGUAGUGGAAUCUGAACCCGUGUCCACCAAACAAGGAAACAAUUAUCUAAAGAAAGUGUUUGAUAUAAGAGAAAUGGUCAACUUAAGAACCAAAUCCAUUGGCAAGUUUGAUUGGAGAAAUUGGAGUCCUGGGUUAGUAAGAACUUCAUAAAAUGUCAAGCACAACCUCUGGCGGUAAAGGAAAAAAGAAGUCAUAUAGCCAUUUCUCUUUCCAUGCGAUGAUACAUCCCACACAUGUAUCACUUAAUAUGGUUUCAGUCAGAAAUGAAUGUGUAGAUAUGUGCUAUUCCUCAAAAACUCAUUGAAGAUGUCUUCUUUCUGUUCCUUACUCUUUGGCUGUAGAGUUAUAUAGUCUUUGUAGAUAUACACAUAUUGGUGAGCGAACCUGCAUUUUUUUAAGCCAUGCAAUAGCUUAGUAGUCGAGGGUUGCGUUUGCUGAGUCCUUAUGUGGGUUCAAUUAUACUUGUAGCAGAUGUAGACAGUUGAUGAGUAAGUAUACUCAGUGAGCAAUGUGGAGAAACUUAAUUGGAGUUUUCAGAAGAGAUUUUAGCCGCAACAUAUACUGUUGGUGUGGACUUUAUAAUCGAUUGUUCGUGCUCUGUUUUUGUCUAUAACAUUAAAAGAUUUGGUAGGACCAGGACGAUCAUCCUACGUAGGAUUUGAGUAGAUUAAAUUAAAUGUAUUUCACAAUUUUUUUUGUUUGGUUUCUGUUUUAGUAAUUUGUUUGGAUAGACAAUAGUGAAAUUUGAUGGAAUCCCAUACUAUUGUAACGUGUACUACUUUAUGAUUAGUAAAGAGGAAAGUGGUGGGGGCAGGGUUGUGUUGGGAUCAAAGUAUAUUCAAGUAUAGACAGCUUUCAUGGUCCAUAGAUCCUUAAAACU